GCGCGGGGAGCGGUAGGACCCGGCUGGCCCAAGGGCGCCCUGGCCUCCGGCCCGCGAUAGAGGCCAAGAAGUUUGGCUGCUAGGGGCUCAGCGCCCCGGGGUCGCCGGGGUCGCCGGGGCCGCAGUGAAGGCGGCGGGGAGAGCAGAGCCAUGGGGGCGAGCGCGGAGGCGGCGAGGCGCGCAGCUAGCUUCUGGAGCAGCACGGCCCUGGCGGCGCAAAGUUAGCCCGGCGCCCCGGGACGAGCGCCGCAGCCUGUGCCAUGGGCGAGCACCCCAGCCCCGGCCCCGCAGUGGCCGCCUGCGCCGAAGCGGAGCGCAUCGAGGAGCUGGAGCCCGAGGCCGAGGAGCGACUACCCGCCGCGCCAGAAGACCACUGGAAAGUCCUGUUUGAAAAGUUUGACCCUGGGAGCACUGGCUACAUCAGCACAGGAAAGUUCCGGAGCCUCCUGGAGAGCCACAGCUCUAAACUGGACCCACACAAGAAGGAGGUGCUCCUGGCUCUCGCAGACAGCCAUGCAGAUGGGCAGAUCUGCUACCAGGACUUUGUCAACCUGAUGAGCAACAAACGUUCCAACAGCUUCCGGCAGGCCAUCCUUCAGGGAAACCGCAGACUGAGCAGCAAGGCCCUGCUGGAGGAGAAGGGGCUGAGCCUCUCGCAGCGGCUCAUCCGCCACGUGGCCUACGAGACUCUGCCCCGGGAGAUUGACCGCAAGUGGUACUAUGACAGCUACACCUGCUGCCCUCCGCCCUGGUUCAUGAUCACAAUCACGCUGCUGGAGGUUGCCCUUUUCCUGUACAACGGGGUCCUACUGGAUCAGUUUGUGCUGCAGGUGACGCAUCCUCGGUACCUGAAGAACUCUCUGGUUUACCACCCGCAGCUCCGUGCACAGGCUUGGCGCUAUGUGACAUAUAUCUUCAUGCAUGCAGGGGUGGAACAGCUGGGACUCAAUGUGGCGCUGCAGCUGCUGGUAGGGGUACCCCUGGAGAUGGUGCAUGGAGCCACCCGAAUUGGGCUUGUCUACGUGGCUGGUGUUGUGGCAGGCUCCUUGGCGGUGUCUGUGGCUGACAUGACUGCACCUGUUGUGGGCUCUUCCGGAGGGGUGUAUGCGCUCGUCUCUGCCCACCUCGCCAACAUUGUCAUGAACUGGUCAGGCAUGAAGUGCCAGUUCAAGCUGCUGCGGAUGGCUGUGGCCUUGAUCUGUAUGAGUAUGGAGUUCGGGAGGGCUGUGUGGCUCCGUUUCCAUCCAUCGGCUUAUCCCCCGUGCCCUCACCCAAGCUUUGUGGCACACUUGGGUGGUGUGGCCGUGGGCAUCACCCUGGGCGUGGUGGUUCUCAGAAACUAUGAACAGAGGCUGCAGGACCAGUCGCUGUGGUGGAUCUUUGUGACCAUGUACACCAUCUUCGUGCUGUUUGCUGUCUUCUGGAACAUCUUUGCCUACACACUGCUGGACUUGAAGCUGCCACCACCCCCCUAAGGGACCAGAGGACCAAGGCAGGGAGGGGAAACAGAAGCAUCCAGAGGAAGCAUCCUGCAUCUGCUUCUCAUCUCCAAUUCAGUGAGAGCAGGGAGAACCGGAGACUCUUGGAGCUGGGGAGCGUGUGUUGGUUUGGAAGGAUGCUGGGCAGAUAGAUGUGGCUGGUCUGAUGAUAUGGGCUUGGGGUAAGGUCUGAGACAGGGUGAGAGUGGCUGUCCCUGUGGCUUGGGCCUGUCCCUUGUGCUCCCCUCUCACUGCCACCGAGUGAGCAAAUAGCCCUUUUCUCUAGUUGUCCAUCUGGAGAGACACUGAGACACAAAGAAGUCUGAGAGUAGCCACAGCCAGGUUUUCCCCAGCCCAGAGGUGACUGCAGGCUAGGCCAUGUUCUCUGCCGCUCAAGGUCUGGUGCUCUAACAAUGGAUAUGAUGACUUUGAUGUGGGGGAGCCCAGAUCGCCCCAGGCUUGGGUCCUGUCAAUGGGUGCUAUGGCAUUGCCCCUAGGGCUGGGCAGGGAGAUGCUAUAAGCUCCAGGCCUUAUUCUUGCCCUAGGGGAGGGCCCUGUGCCUGGGGCAAUGGCCUUCAUCCCAGGUUCCCUCAGGAAAGUCCCAGGACCAGUUUUCCUUUUCCUGCCUGUAGUCAUGAGUCACACCAUUGCUCUGCUUCCAUGACCUAUCUGGACUUUCCUUUCUACUGCUCUGAUCCUACUUUGUGCCUCCCUCUUUGGGUGUGGAGACAGGGUUCUGGGUUGUGUGUGUGCAAUGGCAGACAAGUCAGAAGCUGCAGAGGAAGGAAUUGGGAGACAGUGUUGUACACGUGGGGAUGUCUAUAGGGGAUUUCUGAAAUGGGUAGCAGCUGUGUGCUCUCGAGCGCUCACUCAGUGACCUUGCUUUUAGCAUCAUGCACCCCUCUUUCUCAUCUGGCCCUCCCAGAUACCUGCUGAGCACCACUGACCAGCGGAAAAAUUGUCCAAGCUAGAGGGAAGACCAAAGCCCUACCAGGACCUUUGGGAGGAAACUCUCAGCUGUGUUCUGGUUCCGGAACUUUCAUGUCUGUACUGCCUGCUGUGGAGGAGAGUCUUUGGGAUGAAAGCCCAGGACAGUGAUACUGUGGCCAUCUCCCCAUGAGAAUUGGUGGGACUAGAAGCUGUCAUAAAAUAUAUUUUGGUGAAAAACUUAGCCUUAGGGAAUAGCUGGGGGAGCUUGGUGAGGGUCCAGAGUGAGAGGAGCUGUAGGCUUAGAUGGCUCCAUCUAGAGGGGACUUGGAAGUAAUCCUCCAGGGAGACUGAGAUUGAGGGAGUGUCCCAGCAGCCUGGGGUGCCAAGUCUGGUGUUAGGCAAGGUAACUGUAGACUUAGAGCCCAGGGCCUCUGCUCCUCUGAGACUGUCUACUCAGUCUGGCACUAGGAGCUUCUGGGAACCCUAAGUGGAGGCUGUGAGGCAGAUGACCUUUAUGUUGCCUUUGGGAUUAUCAGGCCCUGCGAGCCCAGGAUGAGGAACCAUGGGUCUGAGACGGGAGGAUCAGAGCACGCAGGAGCAAGGCAGGAGAAUGAGAAUGGCUCCUGGUCCUCUCCAUCUCAACAACCCUUCCCAGCUGGUCUCCAUUCUCCUGAGGUCCUCAGCCUCUCCAAUGUGGCCACCCGCCAAGGCUGGGAUUCACUCCUCAUGCUAGUGGCUGUAGGUUGGCCUCAAAGGCUGGGGAAUCCCCCCAAACAGCAGCUGUGUAGACUAGCUUGCUUUUAAAGGAGAGAGGAAUCAUGGAAACCAGAGAAGGGAAAACAGGCCUUCAAAAAAGAGGAAUUUCUCUUUAAUGACACCAUUCAUCACUUGAUCUUUUUUUUAAUUAGGAGAAGCUCCCUAACGGGGCUCUUGUGAGUCUCCAUUCCGCAAGAACCAUUCUUGCCUAGAGCAUUAGUGGAGGCAUCACUCACCAAACCCAGAUCUUCCUCUAGUGUCCAAUUCAGUUUGCAGAUAAUGAGGAUUACCCAGUGCUGUGUGCUUUCGAGAGCUGGCUGCAAAUCGUUGACUCUCCUCUGCCUUAAAAACAGUGCCCAUCAGUGAGCUGCCCCUCCCAGGACUAAGUGAAAAAAAACACUAGCCGCAACGUUGGUUUCUAAAUAUUUUUGUAUUGUGUACAUUCUGUAUAUUUUUGUUGUAACAUAUUAUUUGAGCACAGAUUCCAUUAAAGAUUUUUUUUUAAGCUAUUGGUU
Grammomys surdaster is the source of this 3679-nucleotide messenger RNA. It is a transcript of the gene Rhbdl3, whose product is annotated as rhomboid like 3. Bases 261 to 1475 code for a protein of 404 amino acids. NCBI's taxonomy places the organism in Eukaryota, Metazoa, Chordata, Mammalia, Rodentia, Muridae. The transcript has 9 exons. Gene Ontology annotation, molecular function: calcium ion binding; serine-type endopeptidase activity. The record is from RefSeq and is a predicted model, not a curated record. Gene Ontology annotation, cellular component: membrane.